Lycium barbarum (goji berry) is the source of this 2190-nucleotide messenger RNA. RefSeq names its product putative transcription factor bHLH041. The record is from RefSeq and is a predicted model, not a curated record. The coding region runs from base 374 to 1945 and encodes 523 amino acids. NCBI's taxonomy places the organism in Eukaryota, Viridiplantae, Streptophyta, Magnoliopsida, Solanales, Solanaceae. The transcript has 8 exons. Gene Ontology annotation, molecular function: protein dimerization activity.
AUAUAUAUCAUCACUCUUUAGUUUGGUGGGGUCCCUUUCAUUUUCCUUUUAUGAUGAUAUAUUUGUGGGAUCCUUCCAACCCUUCUACUUACUACUUUUCAAAUCUUUCCUUCAAUCUCCCCCACAAGAAACUACCACCAAACAUGAAUGGUAGCCAAAAGUGUUAGCUGUCAAGAUUCAAAUAAUGAAACCUUUUUAGCUCUUGAGUUCAUCCAGAACUUCUUGAAACUCAUAAAUAUGUUUCAGUUUUCUAUACAGAGCACCUUGACUGCAUGCAAAAGCUUAAGAACUAUGAAAACCACAUUGUAGCAUUAUUGACCUUUCUCAUGAAGUAAGCAUAUAUAGAAAUUUUCUAUUUGUUGGAGCUCAAUCCAUGGACUCCAUCUUCUUCCUUGAAGAAGGAGACCGCGCCGUCUUUCUCUUAAAGAUAAUGGAGUCCUUUGGUUGCACUUACAUAUGCCUCUGGCAAUACUUCCAACCUUCUAACAUUUUCAUGUCCUUUGGUGGAAUCUACAAUGGAGAAAAUGAUGUUGCCCAGAGGCUAUUUGAAGAAUAUAAGCAUUCAUUGCUUAUCAUGGAUAAUGGCCGCAUUCCAGGACUCGCUUUCAAGAACAAUCUUCCUUAUAUGGCGCUGCAGUUUGCAGAUCUUCAAACACAUGCAUCCAAUCCGGUGCAGCUUCAAUUCUAUCAGGAAGCUGGGAUCAAGACAACUAUCUGGAUGGGGUGCACCAUAGGAGAAAUUGAGCUUGGAAUGACUUCUAGCCCUCAAGUAAACUUGGAAAUGGGGAUGAAACACUUGUUGGCCGAAUAUUUCUCAAAUCAAGCGGCGGCGACAGCAGCAGCAGCAGCAAGACGAGGGCUUCCUCAUCAUCAGACAUUGCUGCCAAUUGAUCAAAAUAGGCCAUCACCAUCUUCAUCUUUCUCUCUCGAUAGCCCGGGAGAAUACUCAUCACUUCUCUUCAAUGUAUCUAGCACGUCGUAUGUACCAGAACCACCCCGAACGGAUACCUUUUCCGAGCAGACCAUAAGACCAGUUUCUGCCACUGCCAUGUCAUACCAGCAGCAAGCUAUUCAGACAUUUCAAUUCCCGAGAGUAGAAACCGAAGAUGCUGCAUUGACAAGAGCGUAUCUAGCGGUCAUGACAUCACCUUCUUCUUCCUCGUCCUCUCACCAAUCGCGAGAAAAUGUAGCAACAGAGCAUUAUCAAGUAGCAACACAAAAGGCCACUGCAUUCAGAAGGUUUAGAUCGGGUUUAGGUCCUAAUACUAAUUUGCAAAUAGCAGCCAGAACUCGACGAGAAAACAUCUUGAGAAGAUCCAUUACAUUCUUCAGGAAUUUAAAUAUGAUGAAAAGGCAAGAACAAAUCCAGGCGAGCCCACGUGCCCCCUCUAGCAAUCAGGUUCAUCACAUGAUUUCAGAAAGAAGAAGACGAGAAAAGCUUAACGAUAGUUUUCAACUACUUAGAUCUUUACUCCCACCUGGUACAAAGAAGGACAAAGCAUCAGUUCUUGCCAAUACAACAGAAUACUUAAGUUCUUUGAAAGCUCAAGUGGAAGAACUUAGUAAAAAGAAUGAAAUGCUGGAAGCACAAGUUAAACCUCAGAUGAAAUCAGAUGCCAUUAGCUCCUCCUCAUUUGAUGGAAAUGAAAGGGUAGCUGUUGAAAUAAUAAAUGUAGGUGAAUCAACAUCAGAAUCAAGAAUAAUGGACUUGCAAGUUUCAGUAAGAGGAGAAUGCAGCAUGUUGGAUUUGGUUACUCGUUUGCUGGAAUUCUUGAAAACUGACAACCAGGUAAGCUUAGAGUCAGUAGCAGCAAACACCAGGCCGAUGGUUCAAUCAGCACCAGUAACAACACACAUAACUUUGAGAAUUAGAAUUGAGGGUAGUGAAUGGGACGAGUCUGCUUUCGAGGAAGCAGUGAAAAGGGUUGUUGGUGACUUGGCAUAGGCGAGAACUUAGUCAGACUUAUAAAAUUCUGACUGGCGGCGCCUCGAAUUAUGACUAUAUUUCGCAAUUUGUCUCGUCGAUAUAGUCAUAGAGAUCACCAAUUAAUUUCCUAUAAUUACAAUCAUGUGAUUAUACAAUUUUGUUGCUAGUUUUACGUCGUUGUAGUGUGUAUUCAUAUUUUGAUCGAUUUACUAAUGUUGAAUAUUAAUCAUUUUAGAUUAUAAUUAUAACGUUCCCUCUGAUCA